AUGUCGUGGAAGCGCAGUGAGAGGCUGAUGGACACCAUCAAGCACUAUAGCAACUUCCCAGCAACCGGUGUCUCCCUACGCCAAAUGGUACAGUUCGGAGAGAAACCAUCGACUGGAACCCUCUUCCGCGCAUCACAGUUCCUUUCCGAAGAGCUUCCCAUACGGCUAGCACACCGCGUGCAAGAGCUCAACGACCUUCCAGAUGGCCUCAAUGAGAUGCCAUCGAUCUGCAGAGUGCGCGAUUGGUACGCACAGUCAUUUGAAGAACUUGUCGAACUCCCACGACCGAACCUUUCAUCCGACAUCAAGGAACGUCUGCUACGACCGGCAAAGCGGAACGGCAAGGACCAUAGUUUGAUAGUCAAGGCGACACCGAAUCCAAGCAUUAAGCAGGGACAAUACCGAUCUGCGCCGGGACAAAAUGGCAACGGCAAUGGUAAUGGCAAUUCAGUAAGCAAGGAGGUCAAAGGAGCAGCAUCGAACAGGAGAUACUAUGCCGCAGCAGACGAUGGAGGAGAUUGGCCACCAGAGCUAGGCGCCUACAACACAAAGUUCGCAGACACACUCGAGAAGAUCAAAAGGCGGCACGACAGCGUCGUAACAACCGUAGCGCAAGGCAUUCUGGAAUGGAAACGCAAAAGACAACGGAUGCAAAUUGAUCACAAUAUCCAAGCCUUCCUCGACCGUUUUUACAUGUCGCGCAUCGGCAUCCGUAUGCUCAUCGGACAACAUAUCGCCCUCACAGACCAGCGGUCGCGCUCCGAUCCGAACUACGUCGGUAUAAUAUGCACAAAGACCAACGUGCGGGAACUCGCUCAAGAAGCCAUCGAGAAUGCGCGAUUCGUAUGCGAGGACCACUAUGGCCUCUUCGAUGCGCCAAAAGUCCAACUCGUAUGUAACUCGGACAUUAGCUUCAUGUACGUGCCAGGCCACUUGUCGCACAUGCUGUUCGAGACGCUCAAAAACUCCCUCCGCGCUGUGGUAGAAGCACACGGACAAGACAAGGACGAAUUUCCUGUCACAAAGGUUAUUGUUGCAGAAGGAAAGGAGGAUAUCACUAUCAAGGUCUCGGAUGAAGGAGGAGGCAUUCCGAGAUCAUCGAUCCCACUUGUCUGGACGUACAUGUAUACGACGGUCGACCAGACACCGAGCUUGGAUCCGGAUUUCAACAAAAGCGACUUCAAGGCACCGAUGGCGGGUUUUGGCUAUGGGUUGCCGAUUUCGAGACUGUAUGCGAGGUAUUUUGGGGGGGAUUUGAAGUUGAUUAGUAUGGAAGGAUACGGCACAGAUCAAUUACCUGUCACGAGGGACGGAUGGGCCUCGAGUGAGCUCAUCCGCUCAGGUUCAUCAUCCCGAGGACUGGCAGGGGGCAAUAAGAAUAACAAGUUCCUCGCGAGCAAAGCAAUGCGGCUAAAGCUGUCGGGACAAGUGAGUAGGGAGGUUAGCGAGAGGAGGCAAGUGGGCGAUCUCGAAGAUAUGUUUGCCGAUAAGAGCAGCGAGAAGCCAUGGUGGAGGAAUGUAGGCAUGGAAGAGGGAAUGUAG
Messenger RNA from Cucurbitaria berberidis CBS 394.84, 1542 nucleotides. RefSeq names its product pyruvate dehydrogenase kinase-like protein. Gene Ontology annotation, molecular function: pyruvate dehydrogenase (acetyl-transferring) kinase activity. Lineage: Eukaryota; Fungi; Ascomycota; Dothideomycetes; Pleosporales; Cucurbitariaceae. Gene Ontology annotation, cellular component: mitochondrion. Gene Ontology annotation, biological process: protein phosphorylation; regulation of glucose metabolic process. The coding region runs from base 1 to 1542 and encodes 513 amino acids. The record is from RefSeq and is a predicted model, not a curated record. The transcript has 6 exons.